UAAGACAGUACUGUGAAAGUUUUUCGAAGAGAUUCUUGGCGGCUUCUGUUUUACGGUUGAUUUUGUGCAGUAUCGUUUCGCUUGACUACUCUUUCGGAAUAAAUAAUAGACGUUAAGUAAUAUUCUGUUUUGGUUUUUGGAGAAAUUUCAUGAGGAAUAAUGAAAGUGACGGUCAUACAGAUAUUUGUAUCAGCUCUACUGAUUUCAAGCAUGAAAUGUUUUCCACAAGAUCCAACACCAAAUGAAAUUUCUCCCGAAGACGUUAAUUUUUUGGUAGAACCGAGACCGGAAACUAAACAGAAUUUACAGCCACCAUUUUCUUUUGUUAACACCGUCAAAGAAGUUGAGGAUAUGAUAAAAUCAAAUCCGAAGCUUCCAAGGCUAACCAGAGGCGAAAUAAUCGAUUUGUUGGAGAAUAUUACAAAAGCCGAUAACACUUAUACGAUUCUGCAACAGGCUUCCAUAAUUCCCGAAAAUCACAGAGCUCCCAAAGCUGUUAUGAAAGUUUUGCCAAUAACGCCCGAUGCAGCAAAUACAAAUAACGUGGAAGAGCUUUAUACUAAACGACCUGUGACGCAAAUCGUAGAUUUUAAUCAUAUUGGACAAGGAAGCGAUGAUAGUGUUCUUAUAGACUUCGGUGUGCCCAAGAUGCAUUUUGAUUCCGCAAAUGAAGAAUACAAGCCAAAAACUGCUGAUGAAAAUUUUAAUGGCCAUCCUUUUAAGAUAUUUAACCCUACAUAUAAAAGAAAAACAACCGCAUCUACUACAACUUCCACCACAACUGCUGCCACUUCAGAUUCUACCCGACAGCACUUCGUAGAACGAAAACCUCAAGGAUAUAGACGGAAAACGACGGCAGUAACUACUACUACUACUACUACAACUACUAGCCCUUCAGUAAGCACCCACAGACUAAGAAGUAGAAAACCUUUAAGACACAGAACUACUACCACAACCACUCUACGUUAUCCAAAUCAUAGGUACGAAGAUGAACAAGCAAAUGAAGCUCCGAGCAGUUCAAGUUCAACCAUGUUUCCUAGUAACGGCAUAAAAAUAGUUCAACCUCCUUCCCUUCCACCAAAAAUCAUCAACGAAGACCUUUUGGGAGCUCACGAUGAGAAGAAAGAAGUGUAUAUAGAAAAAGAUGUGCCGGUAUCAUUUAUACCAGUAAAAGACAUCGACUUGAGCGUAGGAGAUGAUAAAGAACAGGAUGAAAGUGUUCCUUUAAUCGUGGAAAUUCCAGAAGAUCUGAAAGGCGUAUUAAGUGAUCUUAAUAUGGAGUCGGCUCUAAAACAAAAGACGAAGAAACACAAUAAACCAAAACAUAAACCUACUCAGAAGCCGACUAGUGAGAUAGGAGACGAACAGUUAAACAAUUUACUGGCAACACUAAAGUUAUUAGCCGCACAGCAAACAUCUACAACAACCACCACAACUGUAAUUCCAGAUGUAAGUGAUGUAGUCGAUAAUCUUUCACCAGACAUGAAAGAUCUUUUGAUGAACUUCGGUCUCAUUCCAAACCCCAACCCACCUGAACCUGAACGGGAAAAUUUGAGUCAAGUAUAUGAAUCUUAUAAUCCAGAAAAAGCAGAAGUCAAACCAGAUUCUUAUACGGGCUUUAAACCUCUGCCUGAAGAUAAUAACAGUAGAAAUGAAAUGCACGAACUACUUGCUAGAUUUGGUCUGGGUAGAAAUGCUAGAAAGCAGAAAUCGUUAAAUAAAAAUAAAGAGUCUGACUUAGAAAUGGUUCCUGAAGAGUACCAAAAGAUUUUGCAGGAUAUUGGAUUUGGUGAUAAAGAUGAGUACGUUCCAGCUGAGAGUCAACAACAUUCGACACAAUCUAAACACGUCUUCAACCCAUCCGAAAAUUUAUAUGCCACCAAAGACGAAAUAGAAAAACUUAACAAACUUUCAAAUGUUAUAAAGCAAUUGGAACAUUUAAACCGAAGUAUAACUGAUGAAGAUUUACAAAAAAUUGAUACAGACACAUUAAAAGUUCUAGUACAAAGUCUUAACAAUAGUCUUGCUGACUUUGAAGGCAAGCCUCUAUCUUUAGAUGAACAAGACGCUCCUGAUCCGUUAACUUUGGAAGAAGAUUUAAUGAAGAAUGAAGUAAAAAGAGAAGAAGGAACAACUGAGAAACUUAAGAAAGAAGGAACCUCCACUACAGAAGCGCCUUCUUCAACUGAACCGGAAACCACGACGUCAGAAUCAACAGAUGGAACAGAAACUCCUAACAUUAAAGAUCUAGAAGACUCUUUUGGAGGCCCCAGGGAUGAAUCCACUGAAGCCUCAGAAGCGGAAACUCAAACUGAAACACUGCCGCCACCACCACCAAAGAAACCCAACGGAUUCUAUUUCUUAUUAGAUUGGAAUUCAUUCUUCGAUAUUGAUGACCAAAAAGGAAGACGAGUUAAUCUAAGGUUCCAACCAAAAGUUGGAGAUCCAAGACUGUGGUAUUCUGUGCCGUAAAAUUUUAAACUUAAUGUGAUAGAUAGUUUAUGAAGUGGUUGCUCAAUGGAAAAGACUAUAAAUAUGGACAAUAGGGACAAUUAUUUAUGAUAUUGUACAAAUAUAAUUUAGUAAAUUUAUUCUCGUAUUAUUUACUUUAAU
Molecule: messenger RNA, 2613 nt
Organism: Diabrotica balteata
Lineage: Eukaryota; Metazoa; Arthropoda; Insecta; Coleoptera; Chrysomelidae
Source: the annotation of a GenBank genome assembly